This is a messenger RNA of Pleurotus ostreatus (oyster mushroom), 4074 nucleotides long. RefSeq lists its product as uncharacterized. Bases 1 to 4074 code for a protein of 1357 amino acids. NCBI's taxonomy places the organism in Eukaryota, Fungi, Basidiomycota, Agaricomycetes, Agaricales, Pleurotaceae. The transcript is spliced from 4 exons. Gene Ontology annotation, molecular function: ATP binding; RNA binding. Gene Ontology annotation, cellular component: intracellular anatomical structure. The record is from RefSeq and is a predicted model, not a curated record.
AUGCGCAUCACCCCCCUGCGCAAGCUCGGGCGUUGCGUCUUCGUGACAGUUGAACAAGCCAAGCUCAACGCGUCUCACUCCUUCCUUCCUUCUUCGCACUGCAAAGGCCCCACGUUGAAGCGCUCGUUCGCUCACCAGGCUACCGCAACCUUGCGAGCUUCAUUUGAGGGUGGUUCGCAAGAAGCUGGUCCUUCGUCGUUAUCGCGGAAUCAGCGUUCGAAUGCACCGGCAACACAACGAGCUACGCCAACGCCGCUAGUUUCCCCCCAGUUCAAAAUGCUCCCAUCUUCAUCUUCGUCACGCCGGGGAGCACCCAGAGGAAAGCGCGGCUCGCCGCUGGUUUCUAGUUCAGCAUCGAAUUCGCGUGGAAAGGGAAAACAGAAAGAGAAGGGCGACAGAGGGCGGGGUGAUAGAGGGCGCAGUGGAUUCGAUCCGCCGAUACACGAUAAAGCGUACAUCCUGAAGACAUAUCGAGGAAGCAAUCCACUGAAAGCGCAGCACGAAGACACGCCCAAGUCGUCGAUAGGCAAUUUCUGCAUGAUUGCGAUCUCGAAGCUGCCCGACUACAAAUGCACGCAGGGGACCGUAGUCGAGAGCAGCGGGAAACGGACACUGAUGUGGAGAACGACUGUAGUCAUCAAUGUGGAUCCACCUAUCGAGGGAGUCGGGGAUUCCACUGACAAGAAGGAAUCAGAGAAAUUGGCGGCGCUGUCGGCAGUCUAUCAGCUAGACAAACUAGGACUGCUGGAAAAUCCGCGUUCUCUCAACCCAUCGGCCACUGUCGCAUCGACUGCCACCCUUUCUGACGGCUCUAGUGUUACAUACGAACAAGCCCGCAGCUUCAUGGAUUACUACUGUCGGCGAUUUCGUUUCGGGAAGCCAGAUCUCACUUACAAUGCACUCCCUGGCUCGACGUGGGAGGCGGUCAUGACCGUCGACGAGCGGCGCAUCGGGCUGGGAAAGGGCCCAAACAAGAAAGCCUCCCAGACGGCCUGCUACCUCGACGUCACGCAGUAUCUGGAGAAAUGUGACUCGGAUUUGUGGAAGGCCUACGUCGAAGCUGCCAAGACGGGAGAUGAUCUAGGUUUGGCUCCAAAAGUCUUCUUCCAGGUGUCGAGCAAUGUGGCAGAUCGGAUACAGGCUCUGUGCGCGGACAUCAAGAAGAGCGAGCUCUACAAGAAUCGGCCGGCCCCUGGUCCCACAGAGAUUUCGGCUACAAUGGGCAAUGCGCCUCGGCGGAGACGUAUUGUAGGCCCUGAGGUUUUAGCGCAGAAGUCUCAGAAGCUUCUGCAACGCCAUGAAGCCUAUCUAGCCGACGCCAGGAUGGAGAGGAUGCGGACAACGAGGGCGUCGCUCCCCGUUUACACACGCGCUCGGGACAUCCUCGCACACGUCGCAGCUAACGACGUAACAAUCUGCAUGGCUGCAACUGGGUCCGGCAAAACGACGCAAAUUCCCCAAUUGAUCUUAGAUGAUUAUAUAAAAAGAGGCGACGGGUCUUCCUGCAAUAUCAUCUGCACUCAACCGCGGCGCUUGGCGGCCAUCAGUGUCGCAGACCGUGUUUCGAAGGAGCGCGGGGAAUCGUUAGGCCAUUCGGUUGGAUACCACGUCCGGUUCGAGAACAAACUCCCGGAAGACAAUGGGUCCAUCACUUUUUGCACCACUGGUAUUUUCUUGAAGCGUAUGCAUUCUGCGCUCUCCGGGAUCGGGGACGCGAUGUCUACAUCCGACCUCGACAGCGUCACCCACAUCAUCGUCGACGAAGUCCACGAACGCGAUCUCGAUACGGACUUGACGCUGGUGGUCCUGAAGCGAUUCCUCUCCGAUCGGAAAGCUAGGAAUAAGCCCCUGAAAGUCAUCUUGAUGAGCGCAACUAUAAACCCAACGUUGUUCCAGAACUACUUCCCGGAUACGCAGGGGAUGCCCGCUAAGGUCAUUGAAGUGCCUGGGCGGUCGUUCCCUGUGGUGAAGCACUUCUUAGACGAUUUCGUUCCCCAACUCGUCAGCGAGCAGCCCAAUCGCUGGGUGUUCUCCCAGGAACCCACGAUCAAGUAUCUCGUGAAGGAGCUUGGGGUGCAGCCUGCCGCGCAACUGGGGAUUCGACUGCAGCAGGGUGCGACGAUAAACGAUAAUGAACUCGAGCUCCCGUUUGCGUUCAUAGCGCUGACGAUCUCGCAUGUUCUGCAACGUACGGACUCGGGUCAUGUUUUGGUCUUCCUGCCUGGUUGGGAAGAAAUUCAAUCUGUUCAAAAGGCCCUACUGUCGCCACAAGGUCCUACACGACUUAACUUCAACGAUCGGUCAAAAUAUUCUAUUCAUCUCUUGCAUUCGUCCAUACCAUUACCAGAGCAACAGGUCGUCUUCGAGCCUCCCCCGGACGGCGUCCGCCGCAUCAUACUCGCGACGAACAUUGCGGAAACCUCUGUCACCAUCCCCGACGUCGUCUACGUAGUCGAUACCGCCAAAGUCAAAGAACAGCGAUACGACCCAGAUCGUCAUAUGUCCUCUCUCGUGUCGGCCUGGGUUGGAUCCUCGAAUCUCAACCAGAGGGCGGGGCGUGCAGGCAGACAUAGACCCGGGGAGUAUUUCGGCAUUCUCGGUCAAAAGCACGCUCAAGAGCUCCAUCCGCACCAAACCGUCGAAAUGAAGCGAGUCGACCUGAGCAACGUCGUCAUGCACGUUAAAGCUCUCGACUUCCCCGGUAUGGCCGUGGAGGACGUCCUCGCCGCCUGCAUCGAGCCGCCUUCCCCAGAACGCGUCGUAGCGGCGAUGAAGGACUUGUUCAUGGUAGGCGCUCUCGACGAGGAUCAGAACCUUACGUCUCUGGGACGGCUUCUGCUUCAGCUGCCAGUCGAGGUCCAGAUGGGCAGGUUGGUGCUCUACGGCAGUUUCUUCCGGUGCCUCGAUGAUGCCUUGACGCUGGCCGCUAUCAUGACCAACCGCGACCCCUUCGUCUCGCCUCUCCAUCGUCGCAAGGAGGCGCAGGAGCGGAAGGGCUCGUGGUGCCCCCCGGAGUGUCGCUCUGACGUUCUGACGACGCUUCGCGCCUACAACGCCUGGUGGGCCAUGCAGUCCCGAGGCGAGUACGUUUCGGCAAAUCGGUUCUGUUUGGACAAUUUCCUCGCCAAGCCUACGCUUCUGCUGAUUCAGAAAAUUAAGACCCAUCUUUUGCAGUCACUUAACCAAGCCGGUGUUCUUGAUAUCUCUGGAGGCGGCACUUUCGACGCUUCGAGUAGUAGAAUGCUCUCGGUGCCCCCUGAGCUUAAUACGAACAGAAACUCGAUCCCUGUUCUGCAAGCAUUGAUCACGAUUGCAUCACAACCAAAAUUCUCCAUUCGCACUGGUGAAAUGACUUACCGUACUCAACAAGACAAGAAAACCUUCAUCCACCCUUCCAGUGUGAAUCAUCGUAAACAUAUAGCCUCCGACACAGACGCUGAGUCGGCAGGGGAAAGGCAAUUGUUUGCUUUCUUGGAAAAGAGACAGAACGCGUCCGUUGUGGGCUCCACUCCUCAAACCUACCAGAUGACGACCACUCGCUUGGAUCCUUUGACUUACAUGCUUUUCGGUGCAUACAAACUUGAAGUCGUGGAACGCGGCAUCGAAUGCGACGGCUGGCUCCCGAUUGUGGGCAACCUCGAUGCUCUGGAUGACGUGCAGCGACUCAAGAUAUCGGUGGACGCCUGCAUGCUGCGUGUGUUCGAAGGCAUCACUAUGGCCCGCCGCCAGCGUCCCCGCCCUCCGACCUUGUCGCGCGACGAAGAGCCCCGAGAAGACGAAGACGACGAGCAAGGGAGGAGGGAUCUCUCUUUAUCGCGCAAUGAGAUCAGAGAGCUGGAUUAUCUUUCCAGGGAUAUCGUCAACAUUCUCAAAACCUACGCUAGCGAGCGGGAGCAAUUCCAAUCCCGCGCCAGCUCACGCUCCGUCACGCCCAUUGGCUCUCCAAUAGGCUCCCCCUCCUUCCCUACCAUGCGACUCCCCCGAUCAUCGUCCGGCUACUCUACCCCUGCUCACCACGGUCUGCCAUUCAGUUCAAGACCGGGCACACCGAGUCGGCUUUCCCGCCGAUUUUAG